Molecule: messenger RNA, 224 nt
Organism: Racocetra persica
Lineage: Eukaryota; Fungi; Glomeromycota; Glomeromycetes; Diversisporales; Gigasporaceae
Source: the annotation of a GenBank genome assembly
UUACAGCACGUAACAUGACAACGAUAUGCAUUGCUCUGAAUGACAUUUUAUUCACCUUCGAUUAUAGCAAUACGACAUCUACAUCAGAUCCUAAACAAGAUUCUUAUAGUAAAGAAGCUUAUAUAGUUCGUAGUGAAUAUUUACCAGUUCUUGAAGAAUCACCAUUUCAAGUUGUAGGAGCUGAGGUUAACGCUAAUGGCAAUAUAUUGCUUCUUGUAACUCAG